AAGCUCAAUUUCAGCUACCAGGGUCCUUCAAUUUUCUGGGCUGCUCGUUCUUCUCAGAAUAGCUCAACUCUGUGCUUAAAGUUUGAUUCUUUACAAACUUGGAUUUUGAAUGGCUGAGGAAUAAGUGACAUUGACGCCGUCGCAGAGAAGCAGUAACGCCUCUGAUCGCCGUCGCUGGUGUUAUUAUUAGCCCAGGUGAUACUUUCAUCCUGGCUCCGCCACCGGACAGGUAAAAGAUCAUGGUGGGAUUCAAGAAUAGGUAUAUGACAUUGGAGGUUAUCUUGGAUCCAAAUAAAGAACUUGCAAAGAAAGAUCCUGUUAUCAUUACCACAUAUAAUGUAACAAAAGCAGUCAAAGAUAGCAUUCUAGUGAACUUUGGGGAGUGUGGUCUGGCUUCUUCACUUGGAUCGUUCCAAGUCAAGUAUGUCAAUGAGAUUACAAGGGUUUGUAUCGUAAGAGCCUCAAGGGAGGACCAUCAAAAGGUAUGGUCAGCAAUUACCAUGGUCAGGAGUAUUGCAGAUUGCCCGGUGAUUUUUAAUUUGUUGGACUUAAGCGGAAGUAUCAGAGCUUGUAGAACAGCUGCCUUGAAAUGUGAUGAAUUAAAAUUUGAGCAGUACAAGCUUGUUGUUGGAUCUAAUCUUUCAGCUCAAGAUACUCAAAAGAUGCAGUUCUAUCUUGACAAAAUCAAAGGCUUGGAGCACUGAAAGUUUUACAGGAUAUGUGAUGACAUACUGAAUUUAGAUGGCAAGUGUACUCUAGCCUUUGCCUUUCUGUUCCGUGGGCUAAUUUUGCAGCUGGUAUAAGUAAACUGGUUGUUUGACAAAGCUUAAUCCAUUCACUUGUUAUCGUAGGAUAACAAUGUGCU
This is a messenger RNA of Fragaria vesca subsp. vesca, 865 nucleotides long. RefSeq names its product probable ribonuclease P/MRP protein subunit POP5-like. NCBI's taxonomy places the organism in Eukaryota, Viridiplantae, Streptophyta, Magnoliopsida, Rosales, Rosaceae. Gene Ontology annotation, cellular component: ribonuclease P complex. Bases 240 to 704 code for a protein of 154 amino acids. Gene Ontology annotation, biological process: tRNA 5'-leader removal. The record is from RefSeq and is a predicted model, not a curated record. The transcript is spliced from 6 exons.